ACCCAUCGUUGUUCAAUAUAAAAGGCUCACAGCAUGAAUACCAGCAAUCAUUAUUAUUCAGUCGUUUGAAAAUUGUAGAUUGAUAAGGAACGGUUAGAGGAAAAUAAAAGAUACAAAUUUUUUUGUACCAGUUAGUUUUGAAACUUUUGAAAGUGCUGUUCAAACGCCAAGUGGUCGAAAAAGUUUCGCUUCUUUUCGGGCAACAAAUAUAUUGAAAAAAAAACGGAGAAAUUUUUUGAAAAUAAUUUUUAAUUCACAACGAAACGAGUCAUUUUUGGAUCCUGAAAUAAUGUUGAAAAUAUUUAAAUUAUUCAUUUCGUUUGUGUUCUUUGGCAUUUGUAUUGGAUUACCCAUUAAGGACCAAGAAAUUGACGAACUUAUUUACAGACUUCAGGAAUUAAAACAUCAAAGCCGAUAUAAUGGAGCGCAUGCAGUUGGAACGGAAAUAAAUCAAAAUUCACACAGCAAAUCAACAACUCAUCCGACGGUGGACUUAGAACGCAAACCCUUGCUAUACGAUUACUAUCCAAACGCUUUCAAUAAUGCCGACAAAAGAUUUGACGAGAUCGACAGACUUGGUAUGGUUGGUCUGCAAGGAAAACGGAAUUUCGACGAAAUAGAUCGGUCGGCGUUUAGUGGCUUCCAUGGCAAACGAAACUUUGAUGAAAUCGAUCGCUCGGGUCUGAGUGGUUUCCAUGGCAAGCGCAAUUUCGACGAAAUCGAUCGGUCGGGUCUCAACGGAUUUCAUAAAAAGCGAAGUGUUGACAAUAUGGACGAUUCAACUGUUGGGGAUUUGUUGAGUCGAUAUUAUAGCGAUGAUAAUGAGAUGGUCAAACGGAAUUUCGACGAGAUUGAUCGAUUUGGUCCUGGCGGUUUUUUGAAGCGAAACUUUCAGCGUGAAUUGGACGAAAUUAGUCGAUUAGGUCGUGGCAGUCAAUUUACGAAGAAGAAUUUCGAUGAAAUCGAUCGAUUCGGAUUUACUGGACUGAAACGAAGUGCGAAAUUACCCGUGCCAAAAAGUAACAAUUAAAAUGCAAUGUCAAAGCCAAAAAUUUAUAGAUUUUAAUCUCGCGUUUCCAUAUAAACGAAAAACAAAACUUCUUAAAAGAAAUGAAACCAGAAUCAAUAUAAUUAUGUUGAAAAUUAAUGAGAUUAAUAGACACAAUUCAUGUAAUUUAUGAAAAAUUUAUAAAAUUUAAGGAAAUAAAUUCAAAAAUGAAUAUAAAUUUAUCGUUCAAAAUGUUACCAU
Bradysia coprophila is the source of this 1249-nucleotide messenger RNA. RefSeq lists its product as uncharacterized. Lineage: Eukaryota; Metazoa; Arthropoda; Insecta; Diptera; Sciaridae. The record is from RefSeq and is a predicted model, not a curated record.